UGCAUGAUUAUGAGAUAGCUUGUCUUACCACAAGGAGAGCUACACGUUUUAGUACAUCUAAAGCUAGUAGUACAAAGAGAGCUUUUGAUUGAACCUGGAGUCAAACAGAUGACGCAUCAAGCUGUUUCUGGACCCUGCUUGGAUAUCCCACGCGAAGUUCUGAAUCGUUGUUGUCCGGAGGAAAGAAAGGGGGGCCUGGGUGCAGCCGUCUGGUGAACUAACGUUACACUAGCUGCUUGGCUAGCUUCCUUACAUGUUUUCAGCUAAUGGAAUUGGCUGCGUCUUAGCAUAAUGAAACGCUUGCCUAGAGACAACAUUACUGAUGCCACAUUAGCUAUUAAUGCAGUACCCGUGUGUAGUAGAUGUUUCAUCGGAGUUGACUUGGCAGUUGACAGGCGGUAAUAUUAGCUUUAGCUCCGACUAUCUGUCUGGCUAGCUUGCCCGCUGGCUAGUUGGCUGGCUGUGCAUUGAGCCAAGCGCAUGCUAGUUAGCUUUCUGGCAAGGAAAACUGUUUUCUUUCCAGGCUGGUCUUUUUAUAUAUGUUUUGGCCGCAUCUAACAGUAGACGGCUAACAAACUCAGCAUCAGAUCUCACUUCGCUGUGUGGGUUAAAUGCUCUCGUUUGAGUUUUUUGGCGAUAGCCAAUGUAGACCCUUUGUUAGUUGUUGACAGAUUAGCCCACAGUAGCUAACAAUGAAGAGUCGGACCAUUCUAGUUACAAAGCUAAAACUGGCUAGUGGACGCAAAAUACCCUGGUGAUAUUUCGGGAAGAGUUGUUCUAAUGCUUUGUCAUCGUCAUAUCGAGGCAUUAUCUCACUCACGUGACGGAUAUCUGUAACAAAUGCCCUUUAGAUACUGAAGUCAAAUUCUGUCGCUAGUGUUAGGCUAUCUGAUGAUGUAGAAGAAAUGACCUGCUUUGUAAACAAGUUGUAUCACAAGGCAGCUGGCUAGCUUAUCUGUUGUGUUGUCCGCAGUUUCUUUACAGUAAUGACAUUGUGAUACAGAUUCUUUUUCCCCGUUUGGGUGUUCUAAUAUUCCUUGGUCAUUUUGUUUGGUGUGUGUAGUUGUUAGGCAUGACAAAGACUGUGAUACAGAUCCAAUACGGCUCUCGUUAAUUGUCAGUCGGCCCCACAACACCCAGGGAAUUGGGGACCUCGGGUUCAUUCGAAACCACCUGCCAGCCCGUUUUAUUUUGGCUGGAAGGGGUUCAUGACGUAGAUUGGAACGCAGAGAGAACCCGGUGGUGUUGCGUCCUUGGCAUCAUUUGGGACAGACGGCGGUACCCCAUUGCUGUUACUCCUGACCCCAGGUCAGAUGUGAAGGACAAUGGGUACCCAGGGAAGUCCCGUGAAGAGUUACGACUACCUCCUCAAGUUCCUGCUCGUCGGGGAUAGCGACGUGGGCAAGGGAGAGAUACUGGACAGCCUUCAGGACGGUUCAGCAGAGUCUCCAUACGCAUACAGUAGCGGAAUUGACUACAAGACGACCACCAUUCUGCUGGAUGGCAGGAGAGUGAAACUAGAGCUUUGGGACACCUCGGGUCAGGGCCGGUUCUGCACCAUCUUCAGGUCCUACUCCAGAGGGGCACAGGGUAUCCUGUUGGUGUAUGACAUCACCAAUCGCUGGUCCUUUGACGGAAUCGACCGAUGGAUACGAGAGAUUGACGAGCAUGCCCCUGGUGUGCCCCGCAUCCUGGUGGGCAACCGGCUGCACCUGGCGUUCAAGCGGCAGGUGCCCACGGAGCAGGCGCGGGCCUACGCCGAGAAGAAUGGCAUGACCUUCUUCGAGGUCAGCCCGCUCUGCAACUUCAACGUCAUCGAGUCCUUCACCGAGCUCUCGCGCAUCGUGCUCAUGCGCCACGGCAUGGAGAAGUUCUGGAGGCCCAACAGAGUCUUCAGCCUGCAGGACCUGUGUUGCCGGGCGAUCGUGUCGUGUACGCCGGUGCACCUGAUCGACAAGCUGCCGCUGCCGGUGGCCAUCAAGAGCCACCUGAAGAGCUUCUCCAUGGCCAACGGCAUGAACGCCGUCAUGAUGCACGGACGCUCCUACUCGCUGGCCAGCGCCGCCGCCUCCAGCUCCAAGGGCAACAGCCUCAAGCGCACCAAGUCCAUACGGCCGCCGCAGAGCCCGCCGCAGAACUGCACGCGCAACAACUGCAAAAUAUCCUAGCCGGGCUGGGACCGGGGCCGGGGCCGGGCCGGGGCUGGGCCUUGUUGGGAACUCUUUGGAUCCAUAGGACUUUGUCGGGACACACAUACUAUCCAGUGCUCGGAUACGCAUUACAUUACACACACAUGGUCUGUAUGGGGGCGAUACGUGCAUUACAUUAUGUACAUUGCUGCCCAGCUUAGCACACUUGUCUGCCUGCCUGCCUGCCUGGAACACUGACCGACGGAUGGACGUGUGGCUUCAAACUGAGUUCCAAAACACACACACACAGACACAGACACAGACACACACACACACACACACACACACACACACACACACACACACACACACACACACACACACACACACACACACACACACACACACACACACACGGUUGAUGCCAUGGUCCAUGACUCCAUCCCCAUGUGCUUGGAAGAUGAUUGUGUUUGGGAAUGUUGAUGUCUGGACAGUCGUCAGCCACCGUUUUGCCAGCCGAGUUUUGUCCAGAGCUCUGCUAGGCUGAAACGCGUCAGGUAGACGGACAGAACGCUCUCUGGUCUGGAGAACUCUGGUGUGUGUGUGUGUGUGUCGGUAUGCGUAUGUGUAUGUGUGUGCCUCUAAUGGGCUCUUCUUGCACUUGCCUUCAGUCUGCUCUCAUUUGGAUAAUGGAUUAUCUCUUCAGACGAGCAGUAAUAAGAUGGGUGUGAGGUAUCUAUCCAUCGCGCCUGCUGACGAUACCCUUUUUUUCCUCCCCAACUCUUGGCCUCUAUCUAUGUAUUUCUUUCUGUUCCCCAUCUCUGCAAGUCAUUACCGGUGCGGAGUCGACUCUUUACAAUUUUACAAAUCAGACAUCCCAUUCCCAGUCCCUAAGCCCUGUGCUUAGCAUCUCUUACAGAAUCGAGCGGUCCUGCUGUGGGCAGAGAUCAAUGCUCACACUCACACACGCCCCACCAGCUCUGCUAUUCUCUGCUCUUCAAAGCAACGCAGCCCCUCAACUGCCACUUAACCCCCAUGGCCUUGGAGGAUGUGUGUGUGUGUGUUUAUAAGUGUGUGCAUCCGUGAGUGUGUGUGUGUGAGGGGGAGUGAGUGUGUGUAUAUGCGUGUGAAAAUGAGAUCCACAGAAGCCUGAAUAGGAAAGAGGAAAUAUCUAAAGGACACUUGCAUCUUGCAUGCUCAAAAUUUAUUACUGGUUAUGUUUAUUUAAAGGAAAAAAAUGUCUUUGAUCAUCCAGAAUGAGGUUGUUGCUACUAUGUGUAUAGACAUGUACAUGGGAUUGCACUGUGCAAGGAAAACAAUUAAUCUCUCUCUUUUUUUUUUUAAACAAAUGGAUUAAAUGCAGCAAUGAUGAUGGUUUGCACA
This is a messenger RNA of Engraulis encrasicolus (European anchovy), 3512 nucleotides long. It is a transcript of the gene rab40c, whose product is annotated as RAB40c, member RAS oncogene family. The transcript is spliced from 6 exons. Gene Ontology annotation, cellular component: plasma membrane; endosome; synaptic vesicle. NCBI's taxonomy places the organism in Eukaryota, Metazoa, Chordata, Actinopteri, Clupeiformes, Engraulidae. The coding region runs from base 1326 to 2168 and encodes 280 amino acids. Gene Ontology annotation, molecular function: GTPase activity; GTP binding. Gene Ontology annotation, biological process: protein localization to plasma membrane; intracellular signal transduction. The record is from RefSeq and is a predicted model, not a curated record.